Molecule: messenger RNA, 660 nt
Organism: Pyrenophora tritici-repentis Pt-1C-BFP
Lineage: Eukaryota; Fungi; Ascomycota; Dothideomycetes; Pleosporales; Pleosporaceae
Source: RefSeq, a predicted model, not a curated record
AUGUCCUCACACACCCUCUUCUUCUACGGCACCCUAAUGGCCCCUCCCGUCCUGCACCGCGUAAUCUGGGGCUCCCCUACCCCACCCACAGCAGCCCACGCCACGCUCCUCCACAUCCGCCCCGCCAUCCUUCAUGCACACCGACGCCAUAGAGUCAAAGGCGCUGAUUACCCUGCCGUUGUACCCACAGCCGAAGAGCCCACGUCGUCCGUUCGAGGCACCCUGGUAACCGGGCUGACGGACGGCGAUAUCUGGCGGUUGGAUAUUUUCGAGGGGGAUGAGUAUAGUAGGGAGAAAGUUAGGGUUAGGGUGUUAGUGGACGAGGAUAAGGAGGGGGGUACGGGGAUUCCGGGGGUGGGUGUGCGCGGAGAAGGAACAGAGGGUGAAGAGGUGGACGCAGAAACGUAUAUCUGGACCGCGGGGGCCCACAGAUUAGAACCUAAGGAAUGGGAUUUCAACGAGUUUGUAAAAGAGAAGAUGGAGAGGUGGGUUGGGGGUGGUGUGGGGGAGAGGGAUGCGGGCUUUGAUGACGUCGACAACGCAACAUCAGCAUCACGCAACGAUCCAACCGGUGGCCGCGGCGCCAAUGGGGAUAUAUCACGACAACUUGCACAACAAGGACGCGGAGACGAGGAAAAGAUACUCAAAAGCGCGGUAUAA